AUUUUAGAAUUUAUUCUUAAUGAAAUCAUUACUUUUGUUUUCAUUUCUAGUUGCUGUUAGAAGCUAUUGCUGUAUGAUUAUUAAUAACUUUUAGACUUUAUAUAAUAUGGAACAGAGUAUUAUUGUGAAGAGUGUUGCUUUUGGUAUGAAGGAGAUUGGCAUUGCGAGACUUAUUAAUAUUGUUAUACUUUCUUGGGGAUAAUUAUAGCUAUUUGGUGUGCUAUAAUAGGAAUUUAUGCAGUCCUUUAUUUUUAUGCAAAAAAUAAAACAGCUAAAAGAUUAAGAGCUAUCUUUGAAUUAUCUCAAAAUAGUUUGAGAAAUAACGUAUAAAAUUAGAUUCCAUAGAAUAAAGAAUAACCAACCUAAAUUAGUUUGGUUGAGUUCAAGGAGUAAACUUUAUGA
Molecule: messenger RNA, 402 nt
Organism: Paramecium octaurelia
Lineage: Eukaryota; Ciliophora; Oligohymenophorea; Peniculida; Parameciidae
Source: the annotation of a GenBank genome assembly